This is a messenger RNA of Oreochromis aureus, 3200 nucleotides long. RefSeq names its product serum/glucocorticoid regulated kinase 1 (gene sgk1). Gene Ontology annotation, molecular function: protein serine/threonine kinase activity; ATP binding. The transcript has 10 exons. The record is from RefSeq and is a predicted model, not a curated record. NCBI's taxonomy places the organism in Eukaryota, Metazoa, Chordata, Actinopteri, Cichliformes, Cichlidae. Gene Ontology annotation, biological process: protein phosphorylation. Bases 589 to 1884 code for a protein of 431 amino acids.
AUUUGUAAGACAAAGUCCAUUCUGUGUGCCUGAAACAGUAAGUGGCACCAUAUGUUAGGCUGUUUACUGGAUACAUCUGGAUUUCAUUUGCCCAUAGGGUUUGUGUUUGCAGUUUUGUGUGUGUGUAGAUUGAAAAUGUGUUUACUUCGUAGUCGGUUCAGACUGCCUGACUCUCGCCUUACUCUCGGGGGUGUUAAAGUUGGAAUGGUAUUGCACAAACUUAUGUGCAAACACCGGCUUUACAGUGAGUACAGUGGUAAUCACAUCUUUUUUUUCUGCCUUUUGUCCAUGUUUUUGACGCAAGCACGGCUGAGGUGCGGCCAUGACGCGCUGGGAGCGCAACGACCGCUGAUUUGUCGAAAAACGGGAUCGAUCGCCUUCUCUUGGUUCACUUACCAAAGCCAAAUGUUUACCAAGGAUCACGCCCACCCGGGAGGUGGAGUAGAGGGUAGGGAGUGUUGUGGCGUAUGGGGUGGAGAGAGACAGCUCGUCCCUCUCCGUGGCCCUAUAUAAAGCGAGUGCCAGGGCUAGAUGGUUAUAGUUUGGUUUUUGGCAGUCUGGAAUCGAGUAGCUGCUUUUUAACUCAUCAUGACGGUCAUAACAGAAACGCAAGAGCCUUUGCUGACUUACUCGAAGUCUAGAGGGCUAGUGGCAUUAGUCACGGCUUUUAUGAAACAAAGGAGGAUGGGUCUGAACGACUUCAUUCAGAGGCUUGCCACAAACUCCUACGCCUGCAAGCAUUCCGAGGUUCAGUCCAUCCUGAACUUGAGUCCUCCUCAGGAUCCUGAGCUCAUGAACACAAACCCCUCUCCUCCUCCCAGUCCAUCCCAACAGAUCAACCUCGGCCCAUCAUCCAAUCCUUCGGCCAAGCCCAGCGACUUCCACUUCCUCAAGGUUAUCGGCAAGGGCAGCUUCGGAAAGGUUUUGCUUGCACGCCAUCGCACGGAUGACAACUUCUACGCUGUCAAAGUCUUACAGAAGAAGGCCAUUCUCAAGAAGAAGGAGGAAAAACACAUCAUGUCAGAGAGGAAUGUGCUGUUGAAGAAUGUCAAGCACCCGUUCUUGGUGGGCCUGCACUAUUCUUUCCAAACAGCGGACAAACUGUACUUCGUCUUGGACUACAUCAAUGGCGGAGAGUUGUUCUACCACCUGCAGAGAGAGCGCUGCUUCCUCGAGCCCAGAGCCAGGUUCUAUGCAGCAGAGAUCGCCAGCGCACUGGGAUACCUGCACUCACUAAACAUUGUCUACAGAGACCUGAAACCAGAGAACAUCCUGCUGGACUCCCAGGGACACAUCAUUCUCACAGAUUUUGGACUCUGCAAGGAGAACAUUGAACCCAACGGGACAACAUCGACUUUCUGCGGUACUCCAGAGUAUUUGGCUCCUGAGGUGUUGCACAAGCAGCCGUAUGACAGGACAGUAGACUGGUGGUGUUUAGGAGCUGUUCUCUAUGAAAUGCUGUAUGGCCUGCCUCCGUUUUACAGCCGCAACACAGCGGAGAUGUACGACAACAUCCUGAACAAGCCACUGCAGCUGAAACCCAACAUUUCCAACUCGGCUAGACACCUGCUGGAGGGCCUGCUGCAAAAAGACCGGACAAAGAGACUGGGCUGCUCCGACGACUUCAUUGAAAUUAAGAACCACAUAUUCUUUACCCCCAUCAACUGGGAUGACCUCAAUGCAAAGAAGAUCACCCCUCCCUUCAACCCUAAUGUGACGGGGCCCAAUGACCUGCGGCACUUUGAUCCGGAGUUCACAGACGAGCCGGUACCCAGCUCCAUCGGUUGCUCCCCAGACAGUGCACUCGUCACAGCCAGCAUCAAAGAGGCGGCCGAGGCCUUUGUGGGCUUCUCUUAUGCCCCAUCUAUGGACUCCUACCUAUAGGAUUUAAACACAGGCACUUAUCAUAGACACUAGUUUAGACUUAUCGGGCAUGAAACGAGGCAUGCCCGUGGACUUGCAUCGUGACCCCACUCAAUGUUUACCAUCAGAAUGAUGGACAUCUCCGAAACCCAACCCCGCGACAACUCUGCAUCUACAAAGACGUUAAACAUGUGUACUUUGCCACAUCCUCUGCAACUCUUGAAUGCUUGCCACAAGAGGAUGCCCAGUUGGAGCUCUGAUCCUCAAGCUUCACUACCUGCAGUCCCCUUUCAGCCUUCAGUUGUCCAUCUAUUUCCUGAUAGUGGAGGUCGUUUGCACACAGGACUCAGGCAGCUUAAAAGCUCCCCUUGAUCCCGACGCCACGAGUGACAAGCACACGUCCAAGCUCCCACCUUUUUUUUCAAAGAGAGGAAGGCCGGACCAGGCCCGGAGAAGAUUUCCAUUUUCAUCUCUGUAGCGAAAAAACCUUCCCUCUUGAGAUUUCUGCUACCACCUGUGAGGACCUUACCUUUUGAGCGCGAAUGAGUAGCUUGGAGAUGACAUUCAUUUUGGUGCUUUAGUUUCUUUUCAUGUACUUUCCGUGUGUUUUGAAAAGGGAGUUAUUUAAAAACCGAAUGUUACAGAGAGACAGAUGGGGUAAUUUAAGUUUUCUACAAGGUGCCUUUAUAUUUUUUUCUCUCCAUCAGAACUUACAUCAUUUGAGUUUGACUGUGUCGACACUAACAUCAGAGUUUUAUCUGCUCUGCACCUGAUUUUUUGUUUUUUUUGUUUUGUUGAAGUCACUAAGGAGGAAAGAUGUAGCACUAAGUUAAUCCAAUUCUUCUGUCUUUAACAUGUGACAUGUAAGAACUCGAAUGAUGUUUCACGUCUUCUUUUGCACAUAAAACAACAAUGCUGAUCGAGAGAUGGAAAGAGAGCGCACUGCUGCUGCUAGGUGGGGACAAGAGGGAUGUGUUGUGCAAUGUUUUGGGGAGAGCUGCUCGCUGACCGCAUUCCCCCUCAUUCCUCCAGUCUUCCACCCGCCACGCAGUAAUGUUAACGGUGGCCUGCGGACGGGCUGACAACACUUAAACUGAACAUUCCAUUUUAAUAUUGCUGUAAUGCAGUUUGACGGUAUUUAAGUUUGUUUGUAUAUUUGGAGUUCUGUGUACUAGUUUUAAUGUAUAUUCAACAACAAAAAAAUGACUAAAGGUAUGCUUAAAUAUGUAUACAGUAUGUAACAAUGUUAAAUGUACUGUAAAUUGUAAAAAUUGUUUAAGAUUUACGUGACCAUGUUCGGUUUGCAAUAAAAGUUUAACUUUAUUACACCUUAAAAA